AUGGACUCCAUGCGAAGUUUGAACACCUCCCUCCCGGGCGCCUCCGCGGCCGCCAAGCAGCCGACGCAAAAUGACUCCCCCGAGCAACUCAUCGACGCCUUUAAGGCCGCCGCGCUUUCCGUGACGAAACUCUACAAGACUUCUGCGGCCGCCCAAUCCAAGGCCCGCAUGGACGGCUACCAAGACUGCCUCGACGACCUGCUAUCGUUCCUCGACAAUGAGAGAAUCGGGCUGGGCGACGGCGACGGCUGGAGGAUCCGAAGCUGGGCAACUGAGAGGCUGGACGGCGCCAGAGAUACAGGCUCCCAGAACGCCGAGAGCGACGACGAGGCGGACAAGGCGGAGACUGUGUCCUCUCCGGGGCUGAACAGGACGAGCAGUGGCACACAACUCGCGUCCCUGCGAGGGGAGAGCCAGCUGAGGACGGACUCGGCGCCCCCUAGCAUCCCGCAGCCUGUCCACGAAGAGGAGGAAGAGGGCCCUGAACCCGUAUCAGUCACUGUGCCGACGGCAGACUCUUUCACCUUUCAAUCAUCUCACCCCUGGCCGCCUCAACCUCAUCAACAAGACGCCUACCUGAACCUCGCGAACCUGGACCUCUCAGACUCUCGGACACACGACGCAUCAUCAACAAACACAAAUCCCGCAACGCGCACAGCGAGACCACGACACCCCGCCAACAUGCCCCGCUCAGCAUCAAGACAAGGAAGCAACCUCGGUCGCGGCGCGGGUUCGAAGCGCAAGAUCAACUUUGCAGAGAUAUUCGACCUCAGCAGUAUAGACAAGAACAUGUUUGGCGGCGGACCAAAGCGUAGCAGGCACACAUAG
This is a messenger RNA of Colletotrichum phormii, 828 nucleotides long. RefSeq lists its product as uncharacterized. The record is from RefSeq and is a predicted model, not a curated record. The coding region runs from base 1 to 828 and encodes 275 amino acids. The transcript has a single exon. NCBI's taxonomy places the organism in Eukaryota, Fungi, Ascomycota, Sordariomycetes, Glomerellales, Glomerellaceae.